AUCACAUAUAUCCUAAGAUAAGGAGUAGAGGAGACUUAAUAUUUCUCGUGUCUUUCUUGUACUGAGAGUGUCUAAAAAAUGGAAGCAUCAAAAAUCUGUUUUGGUCCUAAAACUCUCCCUAUCAUUCACAACGUCCCUCUUUGUCUGAAGACCAACUUCUCUCUCUUUCCUCGCCGUUUAAUUCAAGGACAGUCUCUUUCCUCCAAGAAUUCCACAAAACACGACUUGUUCUGUGUUAAGGCUGAGACUAGUGGCGAUCUUGAGAGUACUCGUCCAUUGACGUACUUUGCUCCAUCUGUUUGGGGAGAUCACUUCCUCUCUAUUCCCCUCGAUGACUCCGAAUUUGAGGCACUUGAGGAAGAAAUUGAAUCGGUGUUGAAGCCUAAAGUGAGAGACAUGCUCAUGUCUCCUCACAGAAGCGACAAGGAAAGGAUUCGUCUCAUCCAUUUGCUUAUCAGCCUCGCUAUAGCUCAUUACUACGAGAGCGAAAUCGAGAAGAUUCUACACGAGGCUUUCGGGAAGUUGGCCUGCUUAAUUUUGGACGAGGAUGAUUUGGAAACAAUGGCAAUUAUGUUUGAGGUUUUCAGACUAUACGGACACAAGAUAUCGUGCGAUGUGUUCGAUAGAUUCAUAGGCGAAGAUGUCAAGUUUAAGGAAAGUAUAGUUGGCGAUGUUAGAGGGCUGCUACAGAUGUACGAAGCCGCACAUCUCGGAACACCAUCUGAAGAUAUAAUGGAUGAAGCCAUAAGUUUCGCGCGGUACCACUUGGAAUCGUUGGCCAGCCACGAAACAAGCUCCCAUCUUUUUAAGCAUGUACAAAACGCAUUGUAUAGAGCUCGAUAUCAUAGCAUAGAGAUACUAGUAGCACGGCAGUACAUCUCUUUCUAUGAACAAGAAGAAGGCCACGAUGAGACGCUCCUCAGGUUUUCAAAGCUCAACUUCAAUUUUUGCCAGAUGCAUUACAUCAAAGAGCUCAAAAUUAUCACCAGAUGGUGGGAGGAGCUAGGUAUACCAUCUAAGCUACCGUAUUUCAUAAGGGACCGAAGUGUGGAGACCUAUCUUGGGGGACUGAGAAUGUUUUUCGAGCCGCGAUAUUCACUUGGGAGGAUUUUCUCGGUUAAACUGACACUGAUCUUGACUGUUGUGGAUGAUACAUGUGAUGCAUAUGCCACUCUUCCUGAAGUUAAGAGUCUUCAUGAUGCUUUUCAAAAAUGGGAUCUGCUGGCCAUGGACGAACUACCGACGUAUAUGAGAAUCAUCUACCAAAAUGUGUUAGAAACUGUGGAAGAUAUUCAUCAAGAAAUGAUAGCUCAAGGAAAACUAGGUAGGCUGCAACCAACUAUAGAUGAGGUAAACUAAAGUCUGAUGAUAUUGUAUCUAGCGAUAGCAAAAUGGGCACGCGCAGGUGAUGUGCCAAGCUUUGAGGAUCACAUGGAGAUUGGGAUCCCCUCGUCUGCACUGGACGACUUGGCAGCAUACGGCUUUAUAUCAAUGGUCGACGAUUGUGAUCAGAAGCAACUGAACGAGUGGUUUUACUCCAAACCCAAAAUCUUCCACGCCUUGAAUACUGUGUUUCGUAUUAGAAAUGACAUUGUCACGUUCGACCAAGAGAUGAGCAGAGGAGAGGUGGCAAAUGGCGUCAAUUGUUACAUGAAGCAACAUGACGUUACCAAAGAAGUAGCUGUUGAAGUACUGAAGAAGAUGGAAAGAGAUAAUUAUAAGAUAUUAAUGGAGGAGUUCAUGACGUCCAAAGCUGUGCCGCGACAGAUUCUGGUGCGACUAGUCAACAUUUCGCGUGUGAUGGAUUUGUAUUACAAAGAAGGUGAUGGGUUCGGGGAUCCUGAUCAAAAGCUCAAACACCUUCUUGCAUCUUUGUUCCUCCAUCCAAUUCCUCUUUGAACAUUUAUAAAAGUUAUACAUGUGACUUUGAAGUUUGAAUAGGUAAUAUUCACACGUGUAAGCGAAAA
Molecule: messenger RNA, 1967 nt
Organism: Camelina sativa (false flax)
Lineage: Eukaryota; Viridiplantae; Streptophyta; Magnoliopsida; Brassicales; Brassicaceae
Source: RefSeq, a predicted model, not a curated record